This is a messenger RNA of Iphiclides podalirius (scarce swallowtail), 549 nucleotides long. The record is from the annotation of a GenBank genome assembly. Lineage: Eukaryota; Metazoa; Arthropoda; Insecta; Lepidoptera; Papilionidae.
AUGGUGCACACGACAAUGGAAGGUACUUUGUUUGAGCCUACCUUGUAUAUAGUUAAAGGCAUGUGUAUAUUAGACAAUGAUGGCAACAGAAUUUUAGCCAAGUACUAUGACAAAGAUAUACUUACAACUACAAAGGAACAGAAAGCCUUUGAAAAGAACUUAUUCAACAAAACACACAGAGCUAAUGCUGAAAUUAUAAUGCUGGAGGGCUUAACCUGUGUCUACAAGAGUAAUGUGGAUCUAUUCUUCUAUGUAAUGGGCAGUUCUCAUGAAAAUGAGCUGAUACUCCAAUCAGUUCUGAAUGCAUUGUAUGAGUCAGUCAGCAUACUUCUACGUAGGAAUGUUGAAAAACGCAUUCUAAUGGACAACUUGGAUUCUGUAAUGCUAGCUUUUGAUGAAAUCUGUGAUGGAGGGGUGAUACUCGACUCUGACCCCACGUCGAUUGUUGGGCGAGCCGCUCUCCGCACCGAGGACGUACCGCUCGGCGAGCAAACCGUCGCACAGGUCCUGCAAUCGGCUAAGGAGCAGUUGAAGUGGUCAUUGCUGAAA